ACUGCCAGGGGUCGGUGGUGGUGAGCUGUGUUCGGCCCGCUCUCUGUGGCACUCCCAGGGACCCCCGCCGCGACCUUCUAGGACUCCCACAGGACUCCUCUAGGAUCCAUGUCAAAUAGUUAACUUGAAGGAGGAGGAACAGUGAGAUAGAAUGAUGGAGAAGUGAGAUAAUUAAGUGAGAGAAAAAGUGAGAUAAUGAAGAAGUGAGAGAAAAGUGAGAUAACUCGAACUAAGUGAGAGAAAAAGAGAAAAUACUUCGUGUUUAUCAGAGUACAAAACGGGUAUCAUCGACUAGACAACAAUGGUUAAUGCCAAUGGAAUUUUAUGGUUAUUGAAUGGAAAACGUAGAACAGGGAUUAAGAAAAUGGAGAACUGUGGUUAAUGAGAAAUAAAUGAAGAAUAAUGAUGAUGGGAAAAUACAGCAAAAUGUUCUUUGAAGUAAUGAAUGAUUGGGAGAAAAAUGGUGAAUGAUCAGUGAAGGAGAAGAGGAAGAAGUGUGGUUAACGAGGAAAUUAACGAUGCAUCAAAACGGUGUUGAACGGUAGGGAAACAUGACAAGACCACGAGAGGGUGAUUCAUUACCCUGAGGCCCUGACACCAUGUAUACAACAGUUAUACAUAAUGUAUUUACAAUAGUUAAGUUUAGGGUAGAAAUGUACAUACAAUUCAAAAUAUUAUUUAUUAAGGAAAAUGAGAAGCAUUUAUGUGUUGAGACUCGACCAGGGGUGUGAGAUGACUUUUAUGGCUCAACCUGCGUGGCUCUGAGCGGUUCUCCGUCAGUGAGUGAGUCAAACCAGGUCAGGUAACAUAGAGCUGACUGACACAGGUGAAGAUGUUUUCUAAAGUGUUUAAAGUAGACAAGAAGUGUCGGGAUGGUGGUCGUCCAGAGCGCCCCGCCUCGGCCAGCGACCACCACCCAGCCUACUAUCCUCUACUACCGUCCUCGCUCCAAGAUCACAGGAAACGGGUGACUAUCCAUGACACUCAGGCACAAUCCCUGGAACAAGACUUGGACCUGUUGGAGCUGGUGUGUCGCAGUGACAGUCUACACAAGAGGCUGGACGAACUGCAGGCCAAGUACGAGAGGGUGGACGACGGCAUGGAAAACCUGACGAGCAGAGAAGCCCACAUCAAGCACCUCAGGUCAGUCAAGACCAAGAAGCCAGCCUCGGGGCUCUUCAAUGCCAUGAGAACCUCCAAGUCGUUCGAGGAAGGCGAGAAUACAAAGAAACCCAACUUCUUUAAGAGGAUAUUCGGCAACAGGUUAUCUAAGAGCGAGGACGACUUGCUGGAUAAGUCGCCGCCCUCGUCAUCCGUAGCACACGACGAAGUCAGCGAUAGCGAGGUGCCACCGACACCGCCGCCCAUGAAGGAACGACGAUCAGCCAGUGAGGACAUCUUAUCCACCCACGAUCUACUGCUGCGGGGACACGAGAAGCGGCAGAGUUGGUGCGCGGAAUUCACGGAGCGAGAGAUGAUGCCACCGCCAUCCAGCGCCGACCUGCAAAAGUCUGGCCUUAAGAGGAAGAGAGUGAUCAAGGUGUAUAAUCUUAGUCCAUUAGACCAGAAGGACCCCAGGAUGGGCUCCACGGAGUCCUGCAGCGACUCUACGGAUUCUGAGAUGGAAUUCAAAUCCAGAUAUGGCAGCGGAAACUUGCGUCGGGUGAGCAGUGGCUCCCAGCGGCACUAUACACACCGUGAGGAGCAACCGGGGGAGGACUGCUGCCAUUAUGCCAACGUGGAUGUUAUCAGGGAGUGUAGACCUGACUCCCCCGACCCCUACAAACACCCGGAACACAUUAACCAGGUAGACGGUGCUGGGGGGAGUGAGGAAGCCCUUGUGUCUCAUGACUCACCUUCCUGCAUCACCCGCCAGAAUUCCAGAGGCCUCAGAGGCACCCCCAAGACUACCCGGGGGGAGGCGACGACGUCGAUCCACUUCAGGAGACAGAAUGACUUAGAUGUAGAACGAGGCGACAGAAGAAAAGGCAGAGCUGACAUGGACAACGUGAAUCUUGAUAAGAACGACGAAGACAUAGGUGAGGUGAAGGAGGCGACGAUAAGACGGUGUGUGAGCAGUAAGGGCGGGACAAGAUCUCGGGAAAGUUCACCUUCUGUAGCGGCGAAGACACAAACUCUUCCUCGAGUUGAGAGUAGAAUUCGACCCAUCCUGAAACACACCGGCCAGAGCUUUGACAGCGAGGUGUUCAACAUAUACAAGAUGGGUCCUCUUCUGUCGAGAACUCCCAGCUCAAAGGAGGUACUGCUCACUAGGACACCCAGCACACAGAAGCACUCCAGGACUCCCAGCUCACAGGAACUUUCCAAGACUACCCACGACUCACAGGAUCUUCUAUUUUCCAAGACUUUGAGCUGCCAGGAGCUGUCUAAAGCUCCCAGUUCUCAGGAAACAGGACUCAGCAAGGCUCCCAGCUCACAGGAACUGCCCACGAGACUACCAACGAAGGCAUCCAUCCAGGAGUUGGACCACUUCCUGACGGCUAUCAUAAAGAACUUGGAGUUGCAACUGGAGGCGGGAGGUAGCGUCGCCUUCAAGCCCCGAACAGCAGGAGGAACUCUGGAGGGCAUCAAGAGGAAGAGGAAGAAGAGAAAGGAAGACAUACUGGGAGAGGAAAACAAGAUGGAGGCUUUGGAAGAUUCACCCAGGAAGUGUAAGAGGAUGAGUGAGUGUGGCGCGUGUGGACGUCGCUGGGUAGAGCCACGCCUUCUACCCUGCCUCCACACCGUCUGCACGCCCUGUCUACACGCCCGCGCCACACAUAUCACCCCUACGCCUUCAAACCCCGCUCAGAAUGGCUCGUCCACAUACCCCAGUGCCACAGACAAAAGCCAGAUCACGCCCACACCCACACCAAGGAGUAACAGCAGAAGGGCGUCACAGGAGCAUGAAGGAGGGGGCUCACUUGUCCUCUCUACUGCACCCACUACCUGUGCUACCUCACCCACACCACCCACUAUGACCUACAACGGUGGUCUGCUGAGUAGACACUGGAAUGGGGAGGGCAGCAGUAGCACUCACCUGUCACUCGGCAGUGUCAGUAGCGUCAGUAGCAGCGUCAGUAGCACCACAACUUCCAGGGACCAACACACCAACACCACAACUACUACUGCUAUUACUACUACAACUGACACUAAUAGUCAGCCAGGCAUUAAUGCAAACCAAGAAGAGUUACCUCGGGGAAACCAGCACAGUCAUAGAGAGCAAAAGCAGCAGUGGACGGCUUCCACCGACUUGGAAUCUGUUAUUGAGCUGCUGACAAACCUUUCCCCAAACUCCUCAUGUAAUAACAAUCCGACCCCUAAGGUGACCAUAACGCCCACACCAAGUGAAGGUAACACUCUCAGCAAGCCCACACCUCCAGUAUGUAGCGAGGAUGAUGCGCUGUCUCCAUCUAGUACGAUAGAUUCUAGGUGUUCCUCUAGGACAAGAUCGAGCGAACAGUCCUCUAGUUGUGAAAGCAUUCAGAAGAGUAAAGGCACUUGGGUUGUGUGGUGCCCAGAGUGUGGGUACGAGGCAGAGGUUCCUGUGGGAGGUGUCGAGUGUUUCCCUCUCAACUAUGUGCUACAGAAGCAGUUGGUUCUCGAGGCUCUCAACUCAUCCUCGACCACUGUCUUUUGCGACCUGUGUCAUGAUGAUGUAGUGGCUGAGGAACGCUGUGAUACCUGCCCUGUAAACCUGUGUCGACUUUGCAGCCAUGCACACACACGUCAGCGGCGCACCACUCACCACACCGUCAUAUCUUUACAAGAAGCAAGAAAUUUAGGCAUCCGAGAGGUUGCUCACACUCUCGUCUGCGCGACCCAUGGUGAAGGGGAGGUCGGGUGGUGGUGCCGCGGGUGUAAUGAACCACUGUGUGCGUCUUGUCUUGCCACCCUCCAUCGUGGUCACCCGACCGUCACAGUUGACCAGGAGGCACCACAAGCACGCAGGAAGCUCACCACGUUGCUCGACCAAGCCUCAUCCAGAAUGAGCGACCUUUUAACCACAGUCGAGGACCUGACGGGAGCGGCCACAAGAGUGCAGCAACGAGGUCGUGUUGUCAGCGACCAAGUCAAUGCAUUUAUUGAUGACUACAUAAUGGCUCUGGAGGAACACCGACACACACUACUCAGACAGGUACGCCAAGCAUGUGAACGCGCACAGCGAGGCAUUGUGACAGAAUCUCAGAGGGCGGGUCAGACUGCAUCAUGGUUGAGACAGGGAUGUGAUCUUACGCACGAUCUCCUUCAUCACGCCGGGGACGCUGAGGCUCUCGCUCUUGCCCCACUUGUCACCCGCAGAUUACAGACUCUGCUGGGCGAGGAAGUGAGGGGUUGGUUGCGGUGGGAGAGGUUAGCACUCCUUCGGGAGCACCGGGCAGGCAAGGUGCGGGGCCAUCGCAUCCAGGGUGUGAUUGCAGAUGCUCCAGCUCAUCCUGCAAGCUCAAGGCUGAAACCUUUAUGUGAUGUCAGCAGUUUAGUCGUGGGAUCAAAAGUGUCAGCACUGGUUGUAGCACGGGACGUUGACGGUCAGCCAAUAACUCACGGUGGAGAAGAAGUAUCUACCAGUGUUCUGACCCGAGAUGGGACCAUCUUAUGUGGCUGUUCAGUUCGAGACCGUGAGGAUGGGUCAUAUGAAGUCAUCUUUAGCCCCCCUGUCCCGACUGCAGCAGCAUUACAUGUUACCAUUCAAGGUGUUCAUGUGCAGGGAAGUCCUCUGGAGCUAACGAUAACAUCAGGGGUGAGCAGCAUGGCCGCUGCGGACACUAACAAAGAAGCAAACUUAACUUCACCUGGUCGACGACACACAGGAAUUUUCCACUGCUGUACAUUCUGUUCAAGUGGUGGUGAUAAGACAGCCUCUUGUGCCUGUGGGGCAACCAUGCCAGGGGGAUACCAGGGGUGUGGCCAUAACCAUACAGGUCAUCCGGGUCAGAAACACUGGUCUUGCUGCGCCCAGACCAACUCCUCAGCACCUUGCUCACGCCCACCCUCACAGUAUUACCAAGUUACUCUUUGAAAGUGCACCACCCAUCAGUAAUUAUUUGAAAAUGUUCUUAUCAAACGGUAUAAUUACAAGUUACAGUACUUUGUGAAAACUGUACAUGGACGAAUUAACAGUGAUCCGAGUACAGUAUUACUUCUGUAAAUCCAACCCACAUAAAAUGAUGGAAAUAUAUUUUAAUGAAUGUAAAUAUAUAUUUUAAUGGGUUUGAUUUACUUCUUACUCUUUGAAAAUGCAUCCAUCAAUGCACUUACUUGACACCAUAGCAAGAUGACUGGCAGAAGGCCUUCUUGACCAGUGUAACAAAAAAGGUGCAAGAAUUACAGGUAUAUAUAUUUUUCAUGUGUUAAUCUUGAGCAUAUUCAGUAUUAAUGCUCUCUGGAGUAUAUCAUCCUCAAAUAACAAGAGACUGAUAAGUAGGGUGAAGAGUUAUAUCUUUUCUUAGGUUUUUAAAGCUGUAACUGUAGUGAAUAUAAUCAUGUACAAUACCUAAGGCACCCUGGGGGGGGGGAGAUAACAAAGGAACCUGGAUGACACUGUUAAAGGAACCAUACUAUGAUAAGGUUGUGCCUAUCAUAGCAUCAGUAUCACAAAUAACUUCCACCAUCAAAAUACAGAAUCAUUAUACAGUGCAUCAUCCAGAAUAUUGUGUUAUAUUAUCAACAGGUGGGGACGGAUCCUCAUCUCUGCAUACACACUUCCAAGUUUACAGAUUAUCCCGGGAUAAUGACAAUUUUACAGCCUGCUUGUAAAGAUUGACAGAAACAUAUAAAUCACAAUUGUAAAUGAAUCCACAUUGAUAGAUGAAAACUUAUAUCUUGGCAGUACUGUAGAUUCUAAGGCCAUUGACAUCCUCUUAAGAGUUAUAUGAGCAAGACAUACAUGUACCCAGAUACAUACGGACAGCCCUAUACAUCUUCCAGUUGCAAGUAGUUGUGAAAGUAAAUCUAGACAACAAGCAUUAUUUGUAGCUUCACUCAUACUCAUAAUUGUAAGAGGAUAUACAGGCUUGGAAACUACUGUUGAAAUAUUAGUUUUAAUGUUUGAAGGUAUCAUAUAUGAAUUUGAUAUUCAGAUUACUGUGAAUCCCUUCAAGUCUUAACAGCCUGCAGUAAACCUUUCAUUAUGCUGGGAUUCCCUUCAUCCUAAUCCUGGAUUCUGAUAUUCACUACAAAUACAACUUUCAAUGCCAAAUAAGUUUCAGUGCCAAAGUAAAGACUAUUUAAUUAAAGUUUUAAGCCAGUCCUCUUUAUCUGAUGAUAAUGUACUCCAAUAGGUCUUAUAUGCAGGAAGAUGCUACAAGAGAACAUUUCUGUACUAAAAACUGAAAUUUUGGCAUUUUUUGGUGUGGGAAGUGCAUUUGGAAGGUGCAUCAUGUUUAAUUACCUGGUACCUGUACUUGAAUAUUAAUUACCCAAUUUACAAUGUAUUGUAAUUGUGAUUUCAGUCAGUUUUACAAUAAUUGACAGUGAAGUCAUGAUUAAUCUCAACUGUUUUAAAUUUAUUAUUUACUCUGUACUGUAUUACUGUACUGCCAAAGGUGAUAUAUAAUCACCUCAAGAUGUUAAAUAAAUUAUAUAUGACA
Messenger RNA from Homarus americanus (American lobster), 6590 nucleotides. RefSeq lists its product as uncharacterized. The record is from RefSeq and is a predicted model, not a curated record. The transcript is spliced from 14 exons. Bases 833 to 5020 code for a protein of 1395 amino acids. Gene Ontology annotation, biological process: positive regulation of DNA-templated transcription. Gene Ontology annotation, cellular component: nucleoplasm; chromatin. Lineage: Eukaryota; Metazoa; Arthropoda; Malacostraca; Decapoda; Nephropidae. Gene Ontology annotation, molecular function: protein binding; ubiquitin-protein transferase activity; zinc ion binding.